This is a messenger RNA of Acanthaster planci (crown-of-thorns starfish), 9955 nucleotides long. RefSeq names its product 3'-5' exoribonuclease HELZ2-like. The record is from RefSeq and is a predicted model, not a curated record. Lineage: Eukaryota; Metazoa; Echinodermata; Asteroidea; Valvatida; Acanthasteridae.
UCUUUGGCUUAAAGUUAAAACUCUUGACGAGGUGAUGUCAAUCGUUCAGAGGCCAGCACCAGCAAGUGCCAAGAGUCCUCCAGCAUCUUCCAAUGAUUCAUUGCCCCGCGACUCCACGGCUCCUCCUCAGGUGACCCCUGGGCCUUUCACUGUCCAGCGCUACUACUGCAGUUAUUGCAACCGGGCCUUUGCCCAGGUCUGGGAACUGGAACAGCACACCCAGACCAUUGACCAUAGGUCAAAGGUCAACUCAGACAAGGAGAGGCAGUGGAAGUAUCGCAGUCCACCGUGGGGCGUUGUCAACGGAGAGUACAAAGAAUGCGAACACCACAAGAGAAAGCAGUGUUACUUCACAAACUCCCCGCCAGACAAGAACACCUGCAACUUUGCACACAGCUCAGAGGAACUGGAGGAAUGGCGAGAGCGCCACGAGUACCGCAUAAUGAAGAUGAAGAAGGCCAAGGAGCAGAAGCUGUACGCCUUCAUGGACGAAGUCCUGGAGAAGUACAAUUUCUCCACCAAUGAAAUGAGUGUGAUUACUGAGGAGUUGCCAGGGAUACACAUCAAAUGCCAUGAGGAGCUUAACAAGUUUCUCCACAUUGAACGGAAAGAGGACACCACCUUUACCUUCAGCUGGAAGUUCCUCAUCAAAUCCAAGAAGCAGCAAUCCCUGAAGCGGGUUGGCCUCCUGUACGACGAACACCGCCUCCACUUUUAUUUGUCCAGCCCAAAGGGCGAGGACAAACCUCAGGUGUGCCCAGGCACCCGCAUCAGUGAAGGAGAUGGGGAGACCUACCACAUUGAUGUCCUCUUCCACUCCAGGAUGCUGGGUAGUUUCAGCCAGUGGGUCCUCUUUGACUUCGGGAGUGAACCUGUUCUCGUCCGUAAGCUGGAGAUACACGUAGGCUCACAGGAGCACUUCGAGACCUUCCAGAAGAUCCAACGCAAGAAGCAGAUCCAGACCUGGGACAGCAUCAACAGCGAGAUCGUCAAGUUCCCUGAUGCGAUGACCCAGGCGUUUGAGGAGAAACUCCUGGCCACUUACAAGCCUCCCGCGGCCUCCCUCAGCAUCGAUGACAUCGAGCUGAAGAGAAUUGACCGAGACACCUACAAACUCCACAUGCACAAGAUGCUGCACUUGGAGGAGAGAGAGCAAACCAAGCGUAUCGCCAGGUUUUCAAUUGAGACAACCCUGAAUGCAGCAGCAAACAUUAAAGUGGCUGGCCAGGGCCUCCUGAAUGCAUUGAAUGGUGAGAUGUACGCAAGUAUCAGUCUGAAACAAGCCCUCAUGGAUGACUCUGAAGCCAGCCAGAUCAUCAUGAGGAGCGUUCACAAAAUGCUGCUUAAGUUUGAUAAGACAAACAAGGUGUAUGAAGCCAUCAUUUUACGAGAUCAGGACUACGGGAGUCAGAACAACGACAGCAUCAACCUGCAACUCAGUCAGGCUUGUGCAAGUGAACAAAAUCUGGCCCACGGUACCACGCGGACUGUUCAGGUUCAGUUCCAGUUGAACAGGCUUCCGUUCUGCUACCAACACUUUGCUGUGGACUCCUUGCACAACAUGGACAUGGUGUUCCCAUCACCAAAGAAACUUCAAAGGUUUCCCUAUAUUGAUGCUGAUAAUCUUCAGGAGACAAACUUCCGUCAAGAGCGUGCUGCAAGUUUCAUCUGCCAGCAUGGUGGAAGCGACGCCCUGCCUAUGCACGGAGUGGGACCACUCUUGGUGUUUGGACCCUUUGGAACUGGGAAAACCUACACCCUGGCAACAGCAGUCAAGCGUACUGUGACAAGGCGUCCCUUGUGCAGGAUCCUGAUAUGCACCAGGUCCAACAGUGCAGCAGACUGGUACAUCACCGAGCAUCUGCACAAAUUUGUGGAGCAGACAUGGAGCAAGUACCACAUUCGAAUGAUCCGCAUCUAUACCAACUACCGCAAGUUAAUGACCAUUGACCCCAUUGUGCGGCCCUAUGUCCUGAUGGAUGAGAAUGGCCAAGUGCAGCUCCCAGAUGCCGCCAUGAUCCGCAAGUACCAGAUUGUCAUCACCACGGUAGCCAUGUCAGGCUACCUGGGGCAGAUUGACCUACAGGGCCACUUCACCCACAUCUUGGUGGAUGAAGCUGGGCAGACAUUGGAGACUGAAGUGCUUCUGCCUUUGUCCUUGGCAACAUCAAAUACAUGUGUUGUUCUGGCUGGAGAUCACAUACAGAUGAGUCCCAAGGUGUUCUCUGAGACAGCUCGUGCUGCCAGGUUCAACCGGUCUCUACUAGAGCGGCUGUUCAGGCUGAACGUCACCAAUGCUUUCCUCACCUACAACUACCGCACCUGUGAGGCAAUCCUCAAGUUCAUCGCUGAGACCUACUACCACGAGCAGUUCAAGGCCCUUGGCAACCACCCACUUCAUCCAGAGUUCUAUCCACUGACGUUCUGCGCUGUGAAGGGAGAAGACCAGCAUGUUGGAAUGUCCUAUGUUAACAAUCAUGAGGUUCUUGAGAUAGUUUUCCGAGCAGAGGAGCUUUGUCGCAAGUGGCCUGAGAAAUGGGGAAAGUUUAACAAGAACAGCAUCGGGAUCAUUUCGCCGUACUCCAUGCAGGUGCGUCAGAUACGUUUUGAAAUGCGUCGCCGAGGUCUGGGAGACAUUGAUGUAGAAACGGUGGAGAAUGUACAAGGAAAGCAGUUCCGGGCUCUCCUGAUCAGUACUGUCCGCACUCGCAGCACCUUGAAGCGAACUCACCUAACGGUUGCCUCACAAGCUGGUGCAGCCAACCAGCAAGAUGAAGAGUUCUACUAUGGAUUCCUGUCUGACCACAAGCUUCUCAAUACUGCCCUGACCCGGGCCCAGUCCCUUGUCCUUGUGGCUGGCGAUCCAAUAACUCUCUGCUCUGAAGGGCAGUGCUCCACAACCUGGAAGGCCUUCCUCAAAGAGUGCGAGAGAAACAACAGCCUGCAGGGCACGUCAAUGGAGGAAAUUCGUCAAGAAGUAGAAGCUGCCAAGCAGCGUCUGAAUCCCUUUGCCAAGAUCUUCCAUCCAGCAGCAUCCAAGAACCAAACAUCUCAAGCAAGCCAGCAGAAGGUCUUAGGGAGUAGGCAAGAGGCAGGCCUCAUCAAGAUGCCAGUGGGACAAAAUCCAUGGAAGAUUCUGCCCAAGGAGCCUAGUGCUGCUAUUACACCUGGAUGGAACACAGCAGUUCCAGGAGUAGCAAGGCAGACCAGUGAGGAGUUUCCAGCACUGAGAUCAUCCAGUGUAGGGAACGUGCCUGGUAGACAAGACGAACUAGCCGACCAAGCCAAUGAAAGCUCUUCGUCAGCAGAUGAUGAGGAAGACGUUGAUCUGGAAGAUGCAAUCCUCCGAGAGUUGCAGAGACAGGUGCGGGAAGAUCGAGGAGAGUUGGAGACAGCUGAUCAAGAUGCAGGCUCAGAUCAUGAGGAGGCCAUUUCAUCUGAGAAUGAAACUGACCUCCAGGAGGAUCUGCAGAUUUACACAGGACAGUUGGCAGCACAAAGGCCACCGGAAGCCAGGCCUCCCACGGAUAAAGAUGCCUUGAUUGCCAGUCAUUUGUCUGAUGGCUCCAUCAAACGCAAGAACCUCACCAGCAAAAUAAAUGCAGCGAGGAAACUGCGUAAUGUCCGCAUGGUUGAAAAGCAAGGGCACCUCCUCCUAAUUGAAGAUAAAGUGGACCGAUCUCGUCUUGUGGGAGCCGACACUUUUGAAGAAUACGAUUCUGAUGAAGAUGUAGAAGAGGAUGUCUUGGAUGAGAAUGUGCAGCAAGAGAGUCUAGAGCAUGUGCACAAGGAGCCAGAGCGCUACAAAAUCUGCUCUUUUCGUUUUGAUUUUAGUGGCCACACCUACGCCCUACCAAAGGACGAAGACUCCUCACUAAAGAUCUUGAUCACCAGCAAAAGGAAACGAGGAAAAGCUCUAAACCUGGAUGAAGUUGUUGUUGAAAUCCUUGAAGAUGUAGAUGAGCUGGAGAUUGCUUCGGGAUAUGAUGCUCAAGCUGAUGCCACAGAAAAGAAGAUCUAUGGAAAGGUCCUGUGCAUCCUAAAGCGUGCAGUCAACCCUUACCUUAAAAAAAUUGUGUGCACCAUUGAUAAGUUUACAGACAACUUGAUGGUUCCAAUUGACAGAACAUUCCCCAAAAUCUUUGCCUACUCUCGCAAAGAUGAUGGCCAGAAACAGAAGACGAAGUCCAAGAAAAGCCAAGCUUCAGAUUUCUCCAAAGUGUCUAUCUACAACAUUUGCAGGGGAACUGACCAGGGCUUUCAGUUCCAGAGAAACGUUGAAGUAUCUCGCAAAGACCGCCCAAACAAGCUGUUUGUGGUUCAGUAUCUGAAGUGGCAUGCAAGGACUCCCUAUCCUGUGGGCAUCAUCACUGAAGAGCUACCCCACGGAGAUACCAAGGAAAAUGGCCUCCGCAUCCUGAAGCUUGUUCAUGGCAUCCGUGAUAAGUGGAAACAAGCUAUACUGGACGAGAUGACAGAUGCUUUUCCAGAGGACUGGAAGAUUCCUAAGGAAGAGAUCGAGUGUCGGUAUGAUGCCAGGAGCCGAGUUGUCUUCACCAUUGAUCCUCCAGAGUCACAAGACCUUGAUGAUGCCCUGAGUGUUGAUGCAGUGGAAGAGAACUAUUUCAUUGGCAUUCACAUUGCUGAUGUCAGUUACUUUGUCAAGAAGGAUUCAGAUCUGGAUAAAGAAGCUCAAGAAAGAGCAACAUCCUUCUAUCCCAGCUUUGCCAAACCAAUCAACAUGCUGCCUGCUCAGUUGAGCAACAGGUUGUGCAGUUUACUGCCUGAAGAAGACAGGUUGACCGUCUCAGUCUUUGUUACCUUAGAUGAAAAUGGACAAGUAGUUGGUGAUGUCAAGAUCGUGCGGUCUGUGAUUCGAUCACGCAUCCAGCUCACAUAUGAUGCUGCUGAGAAGAUCAUCAAGAUGACCAAUGAUGAGACUGAACGUAACAGCAAUGCCACCAUCCAGGAGAAGAUCAUGACACUAAACAAGCUGGCCAAAGAACGCAGGAGAAUCCGUCUAGGAGCUGGGCGUUUUGCCUUCUCUCAUGAUGCAGAAGAGGAGGAAGCACUGCAUCCACUGGCACAUUCUCUUGUUGAAGAAAUGAUGUGUCUUGCCAAUGAAGCUGUAGCACGCUUCCUGAUGAUGAAAUAUCCAGAUUGUGCUCCACUGAGAAGGCAGUUACCUCCCAGUAGAGAUGAAGUAAGUAAAUGGUGGGGCAAACAUGGGAAAGAUAUCCUAAACAGUGUUGAUUUGCAGUCACGACCUGACCUUGAGGAGUUUGAAGCAGAGGAAUGGAAUGAUGUCCAUGUUCUCAGAGAGACUUGGGACAAGAUGAAAGUUGCUGUUGAAGAUGAAGAGCAGAGUGACAUGCUGAAGAUCACAGACAUCAUCUGCAGCGAUGAGAACCAUCCUCAACUGGCUGUUGCUCGGUCCAGCUUCUUCCGUAUCCAGGAGCGGUCAACUUACAUCAGUUCUGGUGACCAUUCAAACCAACUUGCAAAGAGGCAUCACACACUGAAAAUGCCAUCCUACACGCAUUUCACAUCUCCAAUCCGUCGCUUCUUUGACCUAGUCGUACACCGUAUGUUGACUGCUGCGUUGGAGCACAUCCAGGCCCAAAAUGGGGAAGGCCCAUUAGUAGCACCCUACACACCAGCUGAGUUGGGUAAAAUCUGCCAUCACUGCACCAAUCAAGCCAUCAAUUGCAAGAAUUUUGACACAAAGACACGCGCCUUCCUUCUUGCCCUGAAACUCAAAGAGGCCCCGCAACCAAGUCUUGCAUUUGUGGAUAACACAAUGAACACAGGCGUGGGGUUGCUCUUUCCUUACCGUCGCUUCAUUCCAUCGAAGUCACACAACAUUCCUCUGCGGCUCCUGAAACCCAUUCAGAAGCCACUGAUGGAAGAAGAUGCCAGCUUGGAGUUGGUGUGGAAGCACCGCAUCUAUGACAUCAGUGGAUCCCCAAGCCCAGUUCUUAUUCAGCCGCACUCUGUGUUCAUGCUUGAUACCAGGAAAUUCAUCGUUCAGAUCUCUGCAAAUCAGUGGCAGGAGAUCUUAACAGGCAUCAAGACGGAGGACAUCUAUCAGAUCAGGAAUGCAGUCUUGGUUGCAACAGAUGAACAACAGCGCAGGGAACAAGAUGAGGAAGCAAGACGGAAACAAAAGCACGAUCCCAGUGUUCCGUACAGCUUGCCUAUCCAUGAGGUGACCUGUGAAGGGGUAGAUGCCAGCAAGCCUUCUCUCUUCAUCAACUUCAAGCGCACCUUUGAUCGGGGUGAUGUAAUUAAAGUCCAGCUCCACGCCUGCAGCCAGAUGGGUUUGCUGACACCAACAGUCCAGCUUUUUGGUCUCACUCCAAAGUUUCAUCUCUGCACAGAGCACCGUAACCAACCAAUAACCAGCUUUGCUGAAGUCGCAAAGUACCGCCCUGUGGGUAUAAAGAAUAUCAGCACUUACAAGAAAGUGUGGCUGCCUAUCAUUGAAAUGCUGACGGCUUACAAUGCUGUCCAGAGCGAUGAGACUGUCCUCAUUCACAGUGUGAAGAUCCGCUGGGAUCGCCUAUUUAACCAAGAGACCAACAAUUACAACUACACUGGUUUCUUUGCCAUGCGUGAGGAGUUCUGCGAUGACCGCCACUUCAGGUUCAAUCACCCUCCCAAGAUCAACAAGAAUGAGAAGGCAGAUGGUAGCGAUGAUCCCGAGGCACAUCUUGAUUAUCUUUGCAUCCGCUACAGUGGCCUUAAGGUUACCCAAGAGACCCAGCUUCGUCUCCGAGAUAUGGGUUGCAAACCGGGCACCAUGCGGCCUACAGCGAAUGUCCAUCCUGGCAAGAUGACGUUUGUGGUGCAUGCUGCUACCAUUGAUGUCACCAAAGACAAGGGGAUGAUACUUGUCCAAGUGGGUGUGACACAGUAUUCCUCCCCAUUUCCUGAGGUCCUGCUGUCAUCGGAUCCGCCGCCAUGCACUGUGGAAUUGGUGCCAAAAACACAACCAGACAGGCGGCUUGAGGAUGCUGUGAGGAGGCUGGACAGUGACCGAGUGUCACCUCUCAUCCGAGACAUCUGUCUAGUGCAGAAGCCCAGAACCAACCAAGAUGACACCUUCAGUAAGUUGUUGCCAGCCCUGUCGCAGAAGAUCCGCUCAUUUGAGAUUGUAAACUCACCCUUUGACAAGCCCAAUGCCUCUCAGAAUACAGCACUGCGCCAGGCUGUGUCACAGCCGUUUACUGUCAUCCAAGGACCACCAGGCACAGGAAAGACCAUCACUGGUGCCCACCUUGCACACUUUUUCACUGUCAUGAACAGGGGAUUGCCACCAUCAGGCAAGGGACCACCUCAGGUUCUCUACUGUGGCCCAUCCAACAAGUCUGUUGAUGUCAUAUCAACUUACCUUCUGAAGCUGGGUGCCAAAGUGGUACGUGUCUAUAGCGAGACAAUAGAGAGGAAUGACUUCCCCAUCCCUGGGGAGCCAGGAACCACCCGCAAGAUGGACAGCAACAGAGAUGCCUCCAUGGACCCCUGGCUCUCACAGAUUUCCCUGCAUCACCUCAUCCGGCAGCCAGGCAACACUCGCCACCAGAAUAUCCUCAAAUGGGAGAAAAUGUUCCACACGCAAGGUUACGUACUCAAGGCCAGCCAUACCAAGGCCUACAGGCAUGACAUCUCAAAAGCGGAGGAGGAGGAACUGAAAAAGUACCAGAUCAUUCUCUGCACGUGCAACGCAGCGGGCAGUAAGCGUAUCAAGCAGUUCACUAACGUUGUGCAGUGCAUCAUUGAUGAGGCCGGCAUGUGCAAUGAACCGGAAACACUUAUACCGCUAGUCAGCACUAACCCCUGCCAGGUGGUCCUGAUCGGAGAUCAUAAACAGCUCAGGCCUAUCAUUCAAGAGAAGACAGCUCAGCUACUGGGUAUGGAGAUAUCACUUCUUGAGAAGUAUGAGAAGAAGGCCCAGAUGUUGACCAUGCAGUACAGAAUGCACGAGGCCAUCUGCGAAUUUCCCUCUCAGGCUUUCUACGAGGGCAAGUUGGAAACGGCAGACAUCGUCAAGCAGAGGAUACCUGACCAGCAGGUGCAGGACAUCUGGCCCGGCAGUAGGGCCUACCCUGUGGUCUUCUGCCACCUGUAUGGCAAGGAGGAAACGCUGACGGUCAAGACGGCCGAGGGCAACGAACAGUCUAAGUCCAACCCACAGGAGGUCAAGCAAGUGGUGCGCAUGGCCAUUACUUUGGUGAAACGACUCCAAGUGAAGCCUGAGAAGAUUGUCAUACUGUCACAGUACCGUCUCCAAUGUGCAGAGAUUGAAGAUGCCUUGAAGAGGGAGAAGAUAAAGGGUCUAGCAGUCAGGACGGUCAUCACCAGUCAAGGAAGCGAGUGGGACUAUGUGAUCAUGUCCACAGUGCGCUCCUUGUCCAGGAUUGAGAUCAAGGAGAAGCCCAGCGUUGGCUGGAAACAGAAGAACUUAGGCUUCAUCAUUGAUGAGAACCAGAUGAAUGUCGCCCUCACUCGAGCCAGACGGGGCCUCAUCAUUGUCGGCAACCAGUACCUUCUUCAGACUCAUGAGAAGUGGAAAGAGUUGAUUGACACUUGCCGCCAACAUCAGGCAGUGGUGGAUGCCCGUAGCUUCCUUGGUCCUCGCUAACCACUCAAAGUGGCCAUUUUCAAGAACACGGCGCCAGAAGUCAGGAUAUUGUCUCUUGAUUUUCUCCCCAUAGCUUUGAGUAGUUUUUCAUUUCAUUCUAUUUUAUGUUCACUAAUGAUACAUUUCACUGACUGUCAACUGUAUGACUCAAGAUGCAGCACUUGAACAGAUGUAUUCUACUCAGUCUCAUCAAUUUUAAAGUUAUUUAGUAGGGUAGGAUUUUGUCAAAAAAACAAGAGAUGAUAAUUUACUAGCAGAGGAAAAGAUUCUUGAAAUGCAAAUAUAACUUAGUCUGUAUUUAUAUCCGUACGUUGGAACUAACGUUCUAAAACCUGUUUGUGUGUUGUCUGAAUGCAGUGCAUUAUUGGUGUUGGAGAUAAGAUUAAACAUACUUGAUCAAAAUCAAGUAGAAGAAACAGACAACUUUAAGGAGAAUGUAUUUAUGAAAGAUAAAUUAAACAGACUACCUAGGUUUAGGGAUUGUUUUAAUAAUUGGCGAGUUUUAUGAUUACGAUUACGAUACACAUUGGUUCCAAAUUGUAGUAGUUUGUGCAAGAUUUAAGUUGCCUUAUUCUUUGCUGAGAGUAUGUUUUGUCACUAGAUAGAGGGAAAUACUGCUGUUAAUAGGUUGAGUUUGAUCAUACAACUAAUUACCAAGAAAAAAACAACUCAAAACAUUUACUCACAUUCCAAUAACUUUAAGUCAAUUUCCUAAGCCGAGGGCUGUUUUUCUUUUUUUAAAAAAAAACAUCAUUAUUUUUUAAUCACAGUUCCCCGAGAUUUGUUAGAACAUGGUAGAAUUUUUAGACUAUGGUAGCCUUCACUGCAUGCAGAUAUGACAACUGUUGACUGUUUGUAUAUAUUCAUUCCAUGCAAAGGGGAUCAUUACAUGCUGCAUCAAAACAUGGCCAUGAUGGUGUGCACUUUGCUUAAUUUCAACAACUUAUUCUACAAUGUCAAUUACAAUCAAUGUAGUCUUUUUAAAUGGGAUGUAUGAAAGACCAAAGCCUUGCACUGAUUGGUCAGUUCAGUGUUGUGUGAAAUAUAAAGGGAUUGGGGGUACACCUUUUUUGCCUGAAUAGUUUUGAAGGAAAANCUUUAAUUUGGCGCAGAUGAAAAUAUCUUAAAAUCGCGAUUAGUUGCCGUAGACACAAGGUGGGUUAUGAAAUAGCUCAUCUUGAAUAAUGUGAUACUUUUGGUAAGGAAUAUAUUUUUUUUUGUAAUGGUAAUAAAGCAUAUUUUCUAUUGUACACAGGUUAUUUAGUGUAAAUUAAUAAAUCAUUGUCAUGUAGUUAACUCAAAAUUGAGCCAAUA